Messenger RNA from Dacryopinax primogenitus, 465 nucleotides. RefSeq lists its product as uncharacterized. The transcript is spliced from 2 exons. The coding region runs from base 1 to 465 and encodes 154 amino acids. Lineage: Eukaryota; Fungi; Basidiomycota; Dacrymycetes; Dacrymycetales; Dacrymycetaceae. The record is from RefSeq and is a predicted model, not a curated record.
AUGCCAACUAACUUGUUGUGGACCACCAAGUCCAUGCAGGAAGGUACUCUUGCACCUUCCUCCAGUGUUGUCCAUAUGGACAAUAAUCCAUCUGGCGCUUCGGCACCCCCUCCUGCAGUUGUCCCAAUGGACAACACCCCUACCACCCUGGUUGUUCUCUCAAACAACCUCACACCUAGCAGUGCCAUUCCCUCAAACAACACACAUCUUACCGCUAUUGUUCUGUCAAACGACCCCCCAUCCUCACACACCGGAUGGGGCAAACCUUCUGGCACCCUGCUUGUUGGCUGGGGUACCUUGUCUGGAAGGGACUCCUCUGCUAGCUGGGGCGACCCCGCCGACCCACCAGACUCAGCCCUCGUCCCUUGGGAUGAGGAUGAAGAAGAAUUUGUCGACAACGAUGAAGAUCCUUACCUUGUCCCAGAUGGGGCCCCAAAUGCCCGAGUAUGCCCGGGGAUCUACUGA